Lineus longissimus is the source of this 1262-nucleotide messenger RNA. RefSeq names its product cilia- and flagella-associated protein 144-like. The record is from RefSeq and is a predicted model, not a curated record. NCBI's taxonomy places the organism in Eukaryota, Metazoa, Nemertea, Pilidiophora, Heteronemertea, Lineidae. Gene Ontology annotation, cellular component: ciliary base. The transcript is spliced from 4 exons. Bases 54 to 470 code for a protein of 138 amino acids.
UAAACAACCUUGCUGCCAUUUUCACAAGUUGGGUAGACUUUUUACUUUUUGAGAUGACAACUGCUGCGGCUAGCGGGAAAGAUCCCGUCAAUUUCGUCCAUCAAAAUGCAAUUUUAUGUGAAACUAUCGAAAAGGAAACGCGGCACCAGAAGUUAUACACAAAUUAUAGUGUGAAUCCAUUCAGAAAAAUGCACACAAUCACUGGGAAGCCUAACUCCACCCAUGACACAGAAGACGGAGAAGAAGAAGAUGAUCAUUUUCUAAAAGUAAUCCGCCGAGCAAGACAAGAGCCUGUUAAAAAAUUUACCACACCUCAGACAGAGGCUCAAGAAAUUGGAUGGAUAUCAACGGCUUUGAUUGAUACAGACAGAUCUGAUAGACGACUAAAUCAUCCAAGACAAAACACAGCUAUCACAAAAUACAUGGAUGCUGCAUGGAGAUACAAGGAACAAACAGAAAAUCUAAACUAAAAUACUCCUCAAUCUUAGUUAUAUCAUGGACAAUUUUUCAGUCAUACAAAAAUUGAAAUCAGUGUUGAUCUGAAAGAAAUGCUGUACUUUGCAGAUUCUUUCAGGAGCUAAACUUGCCUGUGAUUGUUUUAUUGAUGUUUUUUGUCACAAUCCGUCCAUGACUGCAGUUUUUGAGUUCCACUAAGAUCACAUCUCUCAAUCUCAUGUCUCUAUUAUUAUGAGUUUAUUUUGUAUAAGUGAGCACUAAGACAGAAUCUUUAUGAUCAUUUCAAGUUGAGUUAAACAAAAACCACUGUUUUCACAUCAAUAUUGAACAGUGUCUUGGUUUUAUGUUUAAAUGAGGCACAGUAAACUAGUUUUAAAUAAUAUCCAGUGGUCCCUAGUUUUUGGGCUGUUGUGUUAAAGAAGGUGCAGCAAACCAGUCUGUUGACAGCUUGACGAAAGUUAGGCAGAAUCACGUGGUUGAGGAGAGCAUGAUAUCUGAAUUGCUCGAUGCGGGAUUUGAGUUGCACAAAGAUAUUCACAGAUGAUUUAACACAACAUUCAGUCAAUGGUAUGGCAAGCGUUUUGCCUUUGGGAUCUUGUUAGAGUGGCUUCAUGUCUGGAUUUGGUUUCAAGUGUACAAUGUACUUUGUGGACAACUGGGUGUGUGAGGGGGAUGAUAUUGUGUUUGGGAAAGACCACAAGGAAGCAACUGUCUUGGGAAAGACUUCCGUACUUGUAAUUGUACAUACUUUGAUGUGUGAUGUGAGUAACUUUGCAUAACAUCAUCAAUAAACACUUCGUAACAUA